AUGUUGGCUACACGGCGUCCUCUAAGUUUGUCUUCUGACAAUGUUACAUAUCCAGGGUACGCAUGGGAGCCGCGCACGGGCAGCUGCUACAAGUUCCACCGCGCCGCGCAGCCCUGGGACGCCGCGCUGGCCACCUGCCGCGCCGAGGGCGCCCAGCUCGCCGUCCUCAACAGCGACACUGAGUCCGAGGUGCUGGCGGCCAUUUUCAAGAAGAACCCGUCUUACACGAUCACGGGGACUGACACGUUUUUUGACGCGAGAGAUUACGCCUUGGUAGGCUUUGCUGAUAGCUAUGGACACGGCACUUGGACCACUAUACAUGGUGUGUCGCUCGCGGAGGCCGGAUUCGAGGGCUGGGCGAGCGGCCAGCCGGACCACAUGCUCACGGGGAUCGAACGCUGUGGCUCCAUCUAUCGGAACGGACUGCUAAACAAUGUUAAUUGUUUUAGAAAAUUUGCAUACAUCUGUGAGAUUACCCCUUGA
This is a messenger RNA of Cydia amplana, 483 nucleotides long. RefSeq names its product hemolymph lipopolysaccharide-binding protein-like. Bases 1 to 483 code for a protein of 160 amino acids. The transcript has 2 exons. Lineage: Eukaryota; Metazoa; Arthropoda; Insecta; Lepidoptera; Tortricidae. The record is from RefSeq and is a predicted model, not a curated record. Gene Ontology annotation, molecular function: signaling receptor activity.